UCACGUAAAUGAGCUUCCGCAGCAAGCUGCGUGUUCAUUUUGUGAAAAGCGGAAUGUUGACUGAAGCGCGUACGGAAAGUUUUUGAUUGCAAGUUCCAAAAAAAAGAUUUUGAAAAUAUUGCCUGACUUUGAAACCUGCGCUGUUUUAAGUAUGUCGAUGCUGUUUCUUGUUUCCAUUUGUAUAAGCGUGCUGUCGGAAGGCGUAGUGCGUGCAAGUAAAUCAGAGGAAGACUUAAAGUUUUAUAACCUUGUGAAGGAAGGACAAUUCACCAUGAAAUGCGAGGAAAUGUACGGUGAACCAGUAAGAAUCAAUGAGACAGAAAACCCUGAAAUCUUCUACUCUUAUAACUGCGACGAAGACUGUGAAGAGUGCCUGCAACCCCUUAGGUUCGAAAGUACGAAACACAGAACAUACAAUGAAUGUAAAGCUGAGUGUGACAAGAAUGGCCUCGGAGACGCAUGCAAACAGGGAUGUUAUUUCCUUCACCGCUUUGUAAACUCAGGUAAUGGACCGAGCGGAAUCUGGUACGACACAAGAAACGUCACUGCCAAAGGACCCUACCUUUUCUGUCGCACAUAUACAGAGUUGGUGGUGAACUUUGAUUUUCAUCUCUUCUCGGAUAAUACCGCUAAAGUUGAGCCCACCACCUUCAUCAGCUUUUACAGGCUUGACGAAAAAGACUCAUGGACGAUGCUUUCAUCUGUAUCCUCAGAGUUGCCAUUCUAUUUCCCAAACCUGUUUAAAGGAUUUACUAUACAGAUCUCUAUUGCCAUAGUGACAGCCAAGGGGCUACAGGUUAAACUGCCCUUUAAAGAGUUCCGCCAUGUUGGAGAAUGGAUGGUAACGUUAAGCGAUGAAGUUCAUUUGGAUCCUCCCAAGGGCCUCCAGGCCCAUGUGAGGAAAGCUGGUGACAGAUUUGAAGGACAUCUUACCUGGUAUUUGGCACCGCGUAGCAAAAUCUGUGACUACAGAAUCGAGUGGAGAGCAACUUACUCGGAUCAUUGGAAAAGUGAAGCAUUUGAAGUCAGUCAUAGCAAGCACGUCGCAAGCACACGGAUGUACUAUAUUGUAGAAGGUUUGCUGCCGAUGGAAAAUUACACUAUAGAGGUUAUCUCCGUAGCCUCUGAUGAAAAACAAAAUAAAAGUACUAUAUGUAUUGUCACGCCUUCCCUGGUGCUUGGACCGCCAGAAAACCUGACACUGGUCCAUCUCACCCACCUGUCACUCAAUACGUCCACGGCUACAGUCACGUGGUGGCCGCCACAUAAUAUACCGAUUGUAGACCAUGUACAGGAAUACAGAUUAGAAUGGAAUAAGAUUCCUGUUUUGAACGGAGUUUUUACAGAACCACAUUUUGAUUCCACGUGGUUACCAGCGGAAAAUACAAGUUUUCGGGUGUUUGGCCUUCAUAACGGAUUCGCCUACAUGUUCAAGGUUGCUGCAGUGUCAUCAGUGACGGGAGUGGGAACAGAGGCCGUAAUUUUAUUUAACACGACAGAAACAACAACAAAAGUUUCAAGCCAUGAAGAUCAACAUGUUCCCGUUUUAGAGAGCAAAGCGUUGCCGUGGAUGUUCAUAACAGGAAUCCUUGUGGCGAUUGUUUGCGCAAGUUUUGUUAGACUUACUUACGCUUUUGUGAAAAAGAAGUACGGAAGUUUAUCGUCAGCUGUGGAACAAUUUCGUGCGCGGUGCCGUCGCGAAAGAGACACAAUAAUCAAUCUUAUCUAAUUAAAAUAAAGCACAAUGAGUGUAGGAUAAAUAAAGACAAUGUGAAAGGCUCUGCCUGUUUUACUCUCGCUACUCAUUCAGUUGUGUUGCAAAAAAAGUUUCUCGUGAAAUGCAUAGAGAUCGAAGUUAUUGAAUGAGUUGAAUAUGUCCAAACUGUUUCGCGCUGCACGCUUUUCACGUCAAAGUAAUCUCGGGAACACAGUAUCACCCUAACUAAUGACCAACAAAAUUAAAAGACGUGCACUUCAA
Molecule: messenger RNA, 1978 nt
Organism: Pocillopora verrucosa
Lineage: Eukaryota; Metazoa; Cnidaria; Anthozoa; Scleractinia; Pocilloporidae
Molecular function (GO): protein binding
Source: RefSeq, a predicted model, not a curated record